AGGCAGUUUCCCGCGUUAUUUAUUUAUUAUUUUUUGUUUUAACAUCCUAUUGAAUGCUUAUUUCUUAAUUAACAUUUAUGUAUAUUGUAUAUUGUUAUACUUCGUGAACUAUUAUUUGUUUUAAUUUCUCACUUACAGUGUAUUGUGUUUGUUACAAAUGAGAAAGUUUAUUGCUUUUGAAUGUUGUAAAGUGUAAAAGUGAAAUCUAAAGUGUAUACAAAAUUACUGUCUUAUAUAUUUUGUUAUUUGUUUUCUAAUAGUUUAUAUUGACUGAAAACAUCUAAUUAAAUUUCGAAACAUGGUAAACCAGCAGUAUGAUCCUAAUCUGUUACCAGAUAUGUUACCAAUUUAUUAUACAAGACAUUUCCCACAAAAAGUAUUCUGCAGAUGGCUAGCUUGUGGAUGUAGCCCUCAUCCACUUUCAAAUAGGGAAAUGUCGUUUACACUAGCAGAUGAUGUGUAUCUGCGGUAUUUGUCUAUAAACAAUCAGAAAGAAUUGCAAGACUUGUUACAGAAAAAAUGUCCCCAUAAGUUGGAUAUUGGUGCUGUGUAUAAUACAAAACCCUCAGUGGGACGUUAUGAUGCUGUGGUACUUGCUAGAGAACUGGUAUUUGAUAUUGAUUUAACUGACUAUGAUGAAGUCAGAACUUGUUGUCAAGAGGCUAACGUGUGUGAAAAAUGCUGGCUCUUUAUGGUUAUUGCCUGUGAAAUCAUAGAUAAAGCUUUAAAAGAGGAUUUUGGUUUUCAAUGCAUCUUAUGGGUAUUUUCUGGAAGACGUGGUAUACAUUGUUGGGUUUCUGAUUAUGAAGCAAGAGUAUUGGACAGCCCUGGAAGAGGAGCAGUUGCUGACUAUCUGUGUCUAAUAACAGGUGGAGAGAACCAAAGUAAAAAGGUGCACUUUGGUAGUGAAAAUUUACACACAAGUAUUAAACGAGCCCUGACUGUCAUUGAUAAUUACUUCCUACAACUGCUAGAAGAACAAGAAUUUUUUUCAACUCCAGAAGGUUUAAGUGGUCUUUUGAAACUAAUACCUGAUGAAACACUGAAGUCACAAGUAGGAAAAAAGUUGGAUAAAUUACCACAAUCUUCACUCGAGAGGUGGACCUCGUUCAUUAGUAUUUAUGAAGCAUAUUGUAGAGAAAAUGGAAAUGCUAUGCGCAAAUUGAAAUAUCUGAUAGAAGAAAUCAAAACACAAUACUGCUAUCCUAGACUCGAUGUGAAUGUUACCACAGGGUUUAAUCAUUUGUUAAAGUCUCCAUUCAGUAUACAUCCUAAAACAGGGAAAGUGUCCAUUGUAUUUAAGUCUAGUAAUAUUAAAAAUUUCAAGUUGGAUGAUGUCCCUACAAUUUAUACAUUGUUAGAUGAUAUGUCUCCAAAUAGUUCUCUGCAUCAAAAUAAUAUGAAAGAGGCAAUAAAGAAUUUUCAAGAAGUUGUAUUUUUGUGUGAGAAAACUGGAGCCAUGAGAAGAAGAAAUAAUGCUAAUACAUCUAUCGAGUUUUGAAAAAUCACAAAUGUACGUCUCCAACGCGUAUAUAUUAUAAAAUAAUUUU
Messenger RNA from Achroia grisella, 1550 nucleotides. It is a transcript of the gene DNApol-alpha50, whose product is annotated as DNA primase small subunit. The transcript is spliced from 7 exons. Lineage: Eukaryota; Metazoa; Arthropoda; Insecta; Lepidoptera; Pyralidae. Gene Ontology annotation, cellular component: alpha DNA polymerase:primase complex. The record is from RefSeq and is a predicted model, not a curated record. Bases 299 to 1501 code for a protein of 400 amino acids. Gene Ontology annotation, biological process: DNA replication, synthesis of primer.